Pichia kudriavzevii is the source of this 537-nucleotide messenger RNA. RefSeq lists its product as uncharacterized. NCBI's taxonomy places the organism in Eukaryota, Fungi, Ascomycota, Pichiomycetes, Pichiales, Pichiaceae. The transcript has a single exon. The record is from RefSeq and is a predicted model, not a curated record. Bases 1 to 537 code for a protein of 178 amino acids.
AUGUAUGCAACCCCCUGCAUGCAGCCAUCAUCUUACAACAACUCCUUAUGCUACAUUUCUCUAUUACCCACUCCAGGAUGCCCUGAAAUUGAAAGGCUACUCUGCCACCGUAGAAGCUCUUGGAAUAACUUUUUCCGCCGGCACCAACUCCUGUUGUUCCGGCACCAACUCCCAUUCUGGGUUUUUCCGACAGCAACUCCUAUUUUUCCGCCCCCCUUUCUCCUUCUUUUUCUUCUUCCUCCCCGCUCGUAUCUUCCUGAAAUGACAGGCGCCCAAUGGGGAAAUGGAAACAAUCCGAUUCUCACCGCCCGCAAUCAACUGACACGGAAGUUUCUCUCUGUUCUAAGAAGGAGCGCUGCUUUUUUCCCCCCAUGUUACCUUUUUUGUAUUUUUGUAUUUUUUUGUAUUUUUGUUUUUGUGUUUUGUUGUAUUUUUGUUUUUGUAUUUUUUUGUUUUUUUUGUUUUUUUUGUAUUUGUAUUUUUUUUUUCCAACCUCGGUUAUUUACAUAUUGUCUUUCUUUGGUAUAUGAAAUUUAA